AUGUUCACCACGGUUUCUGAUUAUUUGAGUGAUCUCAGUUUCGUGCAGAAGUCUGUGUUGAGUGUUUGUCUCGCGACCAUCUUCACGUACUGCUGUCUUUUCGUGCAUCGUUACUACCGGAUAUGGAAAAUUCUGAGACCCAUGCCCGGUCCCUUCAGUCGUGACCUAAUCGGAUACAUACCGCCAGCUUAUAAUAUUUUCUGUUUGGUUCUGCAACAUGCCUAUUCUGAGUUCCUGGAAACGUCCACCGGCAUCUUCCAGCUACUAAAUGGAUUGUGCAUAUGGUUCCAUAGAGAGAAGGUUUUCAAGGUUUUCUUGGGGUUCCAGCCAGCUAUCAUCGUAUACUCCCCGGAAGGCGUCGAAGCUGUUCUCAAUCAUUCGACGAAUCUCAAGAAACCGAUUCUGUACUCUUUACUGAACACAUGGCUGGGAGCAGGACUACUCACAAGUUGGGGAAACAAGUGGCGCUCCCGGAGAAAGAUGCUGACGCCGGCAUUCCAUUUUCGCAUCCUGGAGGAUUUCUUGCCCGUAAUGAAUGAGCAAGCGGAAGUAUUCGUAGAAUGUUUGGAGGAAAAAAUUGGUACAGACUUCGAUGUCGUCCCCAUUAUCACCAAGUGCACAUUGGAUAUAAUUUGUGAAACUGCCAUGGGCGUUAAGGUCGGCGCUCAAAGGGGCACUGAAUCGCAGUACGUCAGAGACGUCUAUGCCGUCGGUAAAUUCUUCCUGGAACGGCUCGUCCGACCGUGGCUAUACUUGGAUUCCCUGUAUUUGCUCACUGAAGCUGGACGAGUUUUUGAUCAACAUGUGAGAGGGAUCCACGCCUUCACGAAAGGUGUUAUACGGGAGCGGAAGAAACAAAAAAUUCGAGAAAACACUCAUGGUACAUCCGGUGGGAAGAAACGUUUGGCUUUCCUGGACCUCCUUCUCGAAGAGCACUUCGCGAAUCCGUCAGGCUUGCCAGAACAUGACAUUCGAGAGGAAGUGGACACCUUCAUGUUCGAGGGGCAUGAUACGACGGCAAUGGCACUUUCUUGGACCAUAUUCUUGCUGGGUCAUCACCCCGAGAUUCAGCGUCGCUGCCAAGAUGAACUGGAUCAGAUCUUCGGCUCCGAGAAGAGACAGCCUGAUAUGGAAGAUCUCAAAAACAUGAAAUAUUUGGAGUGCUGUAUCAAAGAAGCGCUGAGAUUGUUCCCCUCGGUUCCGAUCGUAGGCAGAGAGGUGCACACAACGUUCAACCUGAAUAAAUACCAGGUCCCGGAGGGCAGCGUCGUCCUCGUAUUCGCUUACCAGCUACACCGAAACAAAGAGAGUUUCCCCAAACCGGAAGAAUUUAUACCGGACCGCUUCUUCCCCGAAAAUUGCAAUGGAAGACAUCCCUUCGCGUACGUCCCGUUCUCUGCGGGGCCGCGGAAUUGCAUCGGUCAACGAUUCGCUUUAAUGGAGGAGAAAGUGGUUCUAUCCAGCUUGCUGAGGCACUACACCGUGAAAUCACUGGUCGGAUUCGAUUCACUGGAGCUGUCAGCAGAGAUGGUGCUCCGCUCUAGGACAGGUUUGCCUGUAUCGAUCUCAAGAAGAACGUCACGAAAAUCGUGAGCCUCCUGCCCUUAGCAGCUGCCGCAAUCCUCCGCAGAGCAAGAGUCUGGCGGUGAAUGCACCGUAUCGAGCCCACGAGAUAACGUCGGGUACCGCAGACAUUAUGUAUGUACAAUGAAAUAAACUCCCUAUCG
Messenger RNA from Galendromus occidentalis (western predatory mite), 1727 nucleotides. Its product is annotated as cytochrome P450 4c3. Bases 1 to 1593 code for a protein of 530 amino acids. Lineage: Eukaryota; Metazoa; Arthropoda; Arachnida; Mesostigmata; Phytoseiidae. Gene Ontology annotation, molecular function: monooxygenase activity; iron ion binding; heme binding. The record is from RefSeq and is a predicted model, not a curated record. The transcript has 8 exons.